Penicillium griseofulvum is the source of this 1725-nucleotide messenger RNA. RefSeq names its product FG-nucleoporin nup42. The transcript has 4 exons. The record is from RefSeq and is a predicted model, not a curated record. Bases 1 to 1725 code for a protein of 574 amino acids. NCBI's taxonomy places the organism in Eukaryota, Fungi, Ascomycota, Eurotiomycetes, Eurotiales, Aspergillaceae. Gene Ontology annotation, molecular function: metal ion binding.
AUGGUGGUAUGCACCUUUUUCCAGCAGGGCCGCUGCAAGUUCGGAGAUCGCUGCAAGUUUGAGCACCCUGGCAAAUCUACUGGUGCAUCAGGGAAUCGAUUCGGUGCUAUAUCCGGAGGGUUUGGAGAUAUUCCCUUGCGCAAAAAUAUGAUCAAUCCUAUGCACCACGCGCCCUCUCAGGCUACCGUUCUUUCAAAAUCUAACAGUAGGUUUACGACAGGUCAAAGCCAGACUCAACAAGCGCCCGACCCAGCAGUUAAGGCAAGCGAUAUCAAGUCAGACUUGACCGCAGGCCAGGGUCGCCCUGAAUGGAUUUUCUCUGCAUACGCGCCCCACAAAGAUGUUGCGCGUCAGCUGUUCGGUGGUGCUCACCGUGAGCGGAGUAUGGAAGAGAUGCGCCUCCGUCAUUAUGAAUUAGCAGCAGCCGGCAACCUGAACCAGGCAGUCCAAGAAGCCUCAGCUCUGUGGCAAGAAUGUGUGCAGCAGAUGGAGAUCUCGCUGAACGACCUGAAUGGUGCCGUCAAAUAUGUCAAUGAUGGCAGGAAUGAACACCCCAACCGAAUCGACAUCAUCCAAGGAAAGACCCAGACUAGUGUGAGCCAAGCUCCAGCACCAUUUGGCCAACCUUCUACAUUUGGCCAACCCUCACCAUUUGGCCAGCAAAAUGUCGCCCCUACACCGACUGCGCCUGGAGCCUUCGGCGCCCCUUCCUCGACCUUUGGCCAGACUUCAGGACUCGGUCAGUCAGGGGGAUUCGGUAGGGCUUCAGCACCAGCGCAGCCGGCUGGUAUGGGCCAAUCCACGGCCUUCGGACAGACUUCUGCCUUGGGUGGUUCGGCCUUCGGUCAAACCUCCACCCUAGGAGGGCAGUCUGCCUUCAACAAAACACCUUUCGGCCAGCCAGCUCUUUCUCAGCCAGGAGUUAAUCCGAGCCCGUUCGGUGCUCCAUCUGUCGUCUCUCCCUUCACACAAGUGGCCCAGAACCAGCCUGCCGCUGGUGGGUUUGGCCAAAUCGCAGGACAACCUGCCCCGUCACCUUUCGGCCAGACUGCAGGACAACCUGCCCCGUCGCCAUUCGGCCAAGCAGCUGUCAAUCCAAGUCCAUUCGGCCAGCCCUCAGCCCCAGCAGGCGCCGCUCCAUUCGGCCAGCCCUCAGCUCCGGCCGGUGCCGCUCCAUUCGGCCAACCUUCAGCCCCGGCAGGCGCCGCCCCAUUCGGUGCACCGUCGACCGCUUCUCCCUUCACUCAGGUAUCUCAGAACCAACCUACUACUGGUGGGUUUGGCCAGAGUGCUGUACAACCUGCUCCGUCUCCCUUCGGUCAACCGGCAGUCCAAGGUGUGCCGGUGCAAAAUGUUAACGCCGGCCCGCGUGCAUACAUCAAAAUCGAUAAUCCUCAAGACCUCAACCCGCUUCCACAACUGGACGGGGAGACUCGACAUAACCCAUCAACUAAACAACUAGUGAUGUGGAAGGGCCGGCCCGUUAAGUAUAUCAACGAACACCCAUGCUAUCUUCACCCACAAGACAACAAAACCUUUGUCCGAGUCAACUUCCCUAACGGGCCACCUGAUCCAGCUAGUUUGAAGGAUGCACACGGCAAGCCUGAGGAGUACACCCCAGAAGUCGCUGAGGCAUAUCAAUUUUUCCUUCAGAAUGGCUACUUCAAGGAUGGCAACAUUCCUGCAGUACCUCCUAAGCAGGAGUGGCUCAGUUUCGACUUUUGA